AAAGCCCUUUUAACUUCCAAAAGUAAUUGGCGGAAAAAAAAAAUAGAAAAAGAGAGGUUUGAAGCGAAGCAGGUGAGGUUUGAGUUUGAAGGCUAACCCAUUAGAAUGACAUCGUUCUAUUUCGCUACGCCAUAUUAUUCCUCUCUGCACUGCUCUUCGAUCCUUCAUUCUGAACAGAGCUUCAACCAAGCAAUCACUUCCGUCCUUUUCAAUCGGAAUCUCUUCCCGAUUUCUGCAAAGAAAUUUAGAAUCUCUUCAUGCCGGCGCAGGUUUCACGCCGACUCUGUUCGCUCAUGCGCUGAAACUGAAGAAUCUCGAACUCGGAUUUCGGCUGAAAGUAAUGAAGUUCCGAGUAAUGGAAGCACGCUUUCUACAAGUUUUCUAUCUUAUCUCUGCCCCUUGCUCAAGCUUUUCGCUGGAGGAGAUCCUUCGAGAGAGAGGAAUUUUACUUUGGAGGUAGCCACAUCUUCCUUAUCUUCAUUGGCAAGGCUUCCAUGGGGCUCUAGAACAUUGUCAGAUAAUUCUCACAGCAAUAGGAAUAUUGAUUUGGAAUCUCUGUUGCCUUUGCAACUCUAUGAAUUUGAGGCAUGCCCUUUUUGCAGGAGGGUUCGAGAAGCCUUGACUGAACUGGAUCUUUCAGUGGAGGUUUAUCCUUGUCCUAAGGGUUCCAUUAGACACCGGGACAUAGUUAAGAAAUAUGGUGGCAAAGAGCAGUUUCCUUUUCUUAUUGACCCAAAUACCAGUACUUCACUGUAUGAAAGUGGUGAUAUCGUGAGAUACCUCUUUUAUCAGUAUGGAAAUGGUAGAAGCCCCUCAACAGGGCUUUUAGAAAGUACAUUGUUUUCGGGGUGGAUGCCAACAAUUCUUAGGGCUGGCAGAGGAAUGACAUUGUGGGGAAAGGCCUCAACAGACCCUCCGCCAGAAAAGCUCAAACUUUUCUCAUACGAAAACAAUCCGUAUGCUCGAAUUGUGCGCGAAGCAUUAUGUGAGUUGGAGCUUCCUUACAUCCUGCAUAACGUGGGAAAAGGAUCUCCAAGGACAAAAUUACUUCUUGACGUUUCUGGAUCAGAAGAGGUACCUUACCUUAUUGAUCCCAAUACUGGUAUUAAGACUGGCGACUACAGGCAGAUUUUAUCUUAUAUAUUCCAGACAUAUUCUGCAGCUACUCGAUAGAUUUGGUUUAUAUCUCAUAUAUUCCAUACAUAUUAAAUGUCUUGCUUGUAAUCUAGAUGAUCAAUCAAUGUAGUCUUUAGUAUGGGAAUUUCCAUUGAAUUUUCUUGUUGAUCUUAUGUUAGAUGAUUUAUGUGCUAUCUUUGUUUGAAUAGUUUAUACAUAAUAAUCGUUGAUUAA
Cucumis sativus (cucumber) is the source of this 1350-nucleotide messenger RNA. RefSeq lists its product as uncharacterized. The coding region runs from base 106 to 1173 and encodes 355 amino acids. Gene Ontology annotation, cellular component: chloroplast. The transcript is spliced from 10 exons. The record is from RefSeq and is a predicted model, not a curated record. Lineage: Eukaryota; Viridiplantae; Streptophyta; Magnoliopsida; Cucurbitales; Cucurbitaceae.